Messenger RNA from Girardinichthys multiradiatus, 5909 nucleotides. RefSeq names its product F-box protein 9 (gene fbxo9). Gene Ontology annotation, biological process: SCF-dependent proteasomal ubiquitin-dependent protein catabolic process. Gene Ontology annotation, molecular function: protein binding. Lineage: Eukaryota; Metazoa; Chordata; Actinopteri; Cyprinodontiformes; Goodeidae. The record is from RefSeq and is a predicted model, not a curated record. Gene Ontology annotation, cellular component: SCF ubiquitin ligase complex. The coding region runs from base 178 to 1443 and encodes 421 amino acids. The transcript has 13 exons.
CAGCGCACUUCCUGCCCGCGUGUGUCAACAAGGCUCCGGGGCCGCUCAGCAAGAUGGCUGCGUUCCUGCGAGCUCGUAAAUAUGUCCGCUGUGUGGUCCGUUUCUCCGACCGUGAACUGUAAACGGGACCGGUGAGCAACUGCGAAGAUUAAAAGGAGACCUACAGGCCAAAGUGUCAUGGCUGACGAAAAUGCUGAUAUUGGAGGUACAUUAGAGGAUGAAGAUGAGAGUUCAGAUGACCCAAACCUUCAGCUGGAGCUCAAUGCGUUCAGAGCUCAGUGGAUGUCUGAACUCAAACCGAGCUCUGGGGCGGGUGACCGACUGCAGAGGGCAAGAGGCGUCAAGAGGACUCAAGACGUUGCUCGGGAGGAAAAAGCUACAGAGUUGUUUCUGAGAGCUGUUCAGGAGGAGCAGAAUGGAGCUGUCUAUGAAGCUAUCAAGUUCUAUCGCAUGGCUAUGCAGCUUGUUCCUGAUAUUGAGUUUAAAAUCAACUACAGCCGUCCUCCUGAUGCAGACAGAGGUGGAGGAAAUUACAUGGAGGACAGUGACGCAGAUGGUGAGAUUGAGGAUUUGCUUGCCUACUUUGAGCAGCAGCUCACUCUGGAGAGCUCCUUUCCAAAGAUCUGCACGCUUGAGCUUGAAGUAACUCAGACGCACAUUUCAGCCUUGCCACGGGAAAUCCUAAUGUACAUAUUUCGCUGGGUUGUGUCAAGCGAACUGGACAUGCGGGCCUUGGAGCAGCUCUCCUUAGUCUCCCGUGGGUUUUAUAUAUGCGCCAGAGACCCUGAGAUUUGGCGUUCUGCUUGUUUAAGAGUGUGGGGACGUAACUGCACCAAACUAGGACCCUUCAAGUCCUGGAGGGAAAUGUUCCUGCAGAGGCCACGAGUCCGCUUUGAUGGUGUUUACAUCAGCAAGACAUCAUACAUUCGUCAAGGAGAGGAAUCCCUGGACGGGUUCUACAGAGCUUGGCAUCAUGUUGAGUUCUACAGGUACCUCCGGUUCUUCCCCGAUGGCUGCGUCCUGAUGCUCACCACACCUGAGGACCCUUUGUCAGUUGUUCCCCGUUUGCGCACGAGAAACACCAGAAUGGAUUCUGUUCUGCUCGGUCAUUUCCGUCUGUCACAAGAGACGGACAACCAAACCAAAGUCUUUGCUGUUGUCUGCAAGAAGAAGGAGGAAAAAGCGACCGAGUUUCAAAGGAAUCGGUUCUGCAGGCGGAACCAAGCUCCCGAGGCUGAACACGCCUUCCAUGUGGGGCUCCAUCUGACCUCCAGAGGGCGUCAGAGUUUCAGUAAGCUUGUGUGGAUCCACCACUCCUGUCACAUCACUUACAAGUUGACUGGGGAAACGGUCAUCACAACGUUUGACCUCGACAGGAUGUACACCCCCUUCUUCUUUGCACGUGUGAAGAGCUACACUGCUUUCUCUGAGCAGCCCCUGUAAUAAGCAAAUCCAGCCGUGCAUGAUCCCAUGAGGAUCACAGAAGAAGCUGAUUCACCGUUCAAGUAAAGACGAAUCCUCUUCAGUUUGUUUAGUUUGUGCUGUAGCAGGGUUAUGGUAGCACCUUCAAAGCCCUUACGUUUCCCCACACGCGCGCAUGUUUUGUUUCAGGUGUGGCUGUUAGGAUGCUGCUUAUUUUCUGAUAAUCAGAAAUUACAGUGAUUUGCUGAAAGCUACACUGAUUUAGCAAACUUUCCCACCUGUCUCAAGAAAUGAAUGUGAUUUUUGUUUUCUUUGUGCACUUUCUUCCUCAAAUAAAUGAGAUGGGAAAAAAAGAAGACUUGUUAUUGCCACAUGUAAAAAUGCAGGUUUUCUUCCAUUCAUUGUUUGUUCACGCACAGCUGUGGGGAUAAAAUGAUGACUCAUGAAAAAGUCAUGAAGGUCCUAUUACACAACCUCGGUGAACAGACAGUACGGAUCUGAUUUCUGACUUUUGCUGCAUUUUUCCUACAGUUGGAUGCAACAGUAUAAUCCAGGAAUUUUCUGAGAACCAAACAGAAGUAGAGCCAAAAGGAUUUGCAGAGAUUAAAAAAAAUGGAUAACAAUUUGCUGCUUGUUUCCUUUAGAAGCUUUUAUUGAACUGAUGUAAAAAUGUAAACAAAAUCCUUGAAUGUUCAAAAAAGGGAGAUAAAGUGUGGAUACAGCACAACAGUCAAUAUGACAUGUUUUACAAGAUUUAGAUGUGUUUAGAAAUAUGUAUUUUGUAGUUUUGUAGACGCAGUGACCCAAAGAUGCCCCUCUUCUGUACCAGUAAGGUUUGGGGGAUUUUUACCUCCCUUACCAUCCUGCUCACGGAUGGUAAGAUAACUUAGAUCUUUGCUUGUCACAGUAAAAGUUUAGUUGAGUAGCCAUUUCCUCAAAUGAGGUGAUCAACAUUACAUGUUCUUUUGUCUCGUAUUUUUUGAAGAAUGGGCCUCUGUGCCAUGUCAUAUUUUUACCCCUGGAAACAGGAUGUUUCAGUGCAAAAUUAUCUGGUCCAGGUUUGACUAGUUUAGUCAUUUUAGAUUUGACGUAGAACUGAUCAAAUGCACAUCAGAUUCCAAAUAAUAACCCAACCCUGAAAUUGCUCCUUAAGUUAUCAUUGAAUAGGAAUCUCAAACAGAUACCAAUAUUAGCUGUUGUGUUGCCCACUGACACAAUGGUGUCCUGGGUGGUGGAUGUUAAACCUACGUCUUGCUCUGUGCCUCUUUGACCUGGGGGCUGCUAGCCCUUGACUGGAAGACCUUGAUUGUUCCCUGAUUUAAAAAUAGCUUUCUGUGACUGCUUAUUGGCAACACAGAAAAAUUAUAGUUAGUGCUUUUUUUCUACAAAGAUCAUCUAUGCAGGGAUCUUAAAUAGUUGCGAUGGAAGUAAACAGAUGAAAAGGGUAGAUUUCUGCUCACCCACCAAAAAGUUUCUCAGAAGCACUUUUUGCCUCAGAAUUAUCAAACAAUUACAAUCUUGAAUUUAAAUGAAAGGACCAAACCAAGGCUGAGGGAAGAGCAGACAGCACAGCUGAUGCCACAGCUAAGAAAAAUGGCUCAAGGAGGGAGUGAACAGCCAGACCACCAGCUGUUGUAUAGCUUAUAAGGUAAGACAAUGUUUCUAGCACACCACUUUUUUUUACCUUUUUUAAGAUCUCUUCUCUUAGUACUUCUCCUCCUGCAUGUUCAUCUAGAAUAAUUAGCCCCAGCAGUGUCGUAGCAUAGAAUAACAUUUUCAAAGCUACAUUAUUGUAGGAUUAUUUAUGUGGAGAAAAGUGAGACUUGCACAACCACCACCUGGUUUGCAAGAAUAAAGUUGCUUAUUGGUGACAGUUGUUGGGAGGAACAUGUUCACACAUACCUGUGGACAUCAGACUAAGAGUGCUGGACAGAACCACAUUAGAAAUAACAAUGUUUAUCUUAAUGCUGCCAGAAUUUUAGUGUUCAAAUUGCAGUUUUUGUCACAAGUCAUUUGAAAAAUUGGUAAAUUACAGUAAGACUGGGCUUGGGACAUAGUGCUUUAAAAUUCCUUGGGUCCAAGUUUGUUAGGUCUCCAAGCUAUUUAUCUCAGACAACAGUUUUUCUGACUUCCUCCUCAUCACUGGAUACACCAUGAAAUGCAAUCCUUCAAAAAACUGAGAAGGAAAAGUUGUAAAAAGGAUAAUAUAUACCCUUCAAAUUUUCUAUGUUAGAGAAAUGCUUCACCACUAACAAAUGAUUAAUGAUUUAUUUGUUUUAAGGCUUUUUACACACCUUUACCAGGGGAGGGCACCUCAGCUUCCUCUGCUGCCUCAGACUAUGACUUCUGAAAAUCGGAGAGGCUCUAUUAGAAAUACUGGCUGGGAAGCAAGCCACAAAAGUUCACAAUGAGUUUCUCUGUUCUCCCAACACAUGGUGCAGUGUGUCACACUGCAGUGCAUCAAGCCCACUCACGCUGUGUAUUAGGCAAGAAAGUCAGAGCGGUUUCACUUAACUGGAAAGGCCUUCGUGAAAUGAGUCUUGCUGCUGUCUCCUUCUUCGAAAUACAUUUUGGAAAAUGUAUCUCAUUAAUUUUUUUGUUCACUACUUGUGGUCCUAGUCUAUCAAGCCAAAUCCAUCACAGCUAGUCUACAUCAAGGCCACAGAUGUUAUUAAAUUCACACCAAGAAUGCCAAAAAUGUGUGAGACCUUGGCCCAAUCAUGCCUAAUGUUUACUAAGUGGUGGGAGCCAUUGUUGGGAUUUAGAAACAAGAAAACCUAUUCUGAUAGAACACAUUUUGGACAGAUAAUCCAUUUACAGUGCUCGCAUAUUUAUACUGAACAUAACAUUCACAAGGAAAUCAACAAACUACAAAAACAGAAAUGUUUCUUUGAUCCGUUUACAAAAUGUUAAUUUUCCAAAGCUUCCAGGCAAAGUUUUUAUUUAAAGUUGACCUCUAUAAUAAAGAUAUUUUAUGUGCUAAAAAAUGUUGCCCACAAAUGUUGGCAAAUCCCUUGGAAAUUAUUGUUGUGACACAAUUGUGAGCCUGUUUGGGCAACGAUCUGAUGAAAAUGAAGUAGGUAACGGACAUAGACAUACCUUUCUUUACCAGGGAAAUACGUUAUUUAUUUCUGUGUCAUUAGGAUUUAUUUCCACUUCAAUAAAGUCACUCUUGAAAUCGUGAUUGGUCGGAAUUGUAGUUUGUUUUUUUAAUGUGUCACAGUAAGUAAAGCAUCAGUAGUAACACAUCACCUGAAAUUUACACCAGAUUUCAGAAAAACUAAAUAAAAAUAAACAAAGAAAUUCUCCACAUAUUAUGUCGUUACAUUCAUUUUUGCCUACUUUAUCAGUUGAGGUGAAAACCAGUGCUAACUCUGCUCAUAAAUACAUAGAAAUACACCUGAAGAUUAAAAACCAGCUACAGUUGUGGCAUUUUUUAUUAUCAGCGGUUACAUGCAGACCAGGUUCGCUGUGCUGAGAAAUGUGGCUUUUGUUUGAUGUUAAAUUUCACACUUCUGAUCUACUGAGCAGGACCGGAGGUCUACUUGUUUGGGCAACAUCUUACUGUGAGUCAUCUCCUGCAUGUAUGCUAGGAAGCGGCAGUCAGUUAACUGGGUCGAGUGUUUUAGCUGGAAACAUCCAGCCUGGCUCUGUCUGAACAUAUCAGUUCUAAGGUAAGUUUUGAACGUUUGUAACCUGAUUUAAUCACUCUGUCUGCAGCACAUAUGCUACGCUAAGCUUGUUGUCUGCAAUCUUAUGCACGACAGUUAUGAGAGUUUGACUGAUCCUCUUAUUUCGGUCAAAAUCAACUUGAGUAUAUCUAAUAAAACAAACAUUUCAGAUUUUAAAUUUUAUGUGAGAUACGUAUGAUACAUAUGAUGUAUUUGAUUAAAGAAAAAUUAAGAGUUGGGUACAAGAUUUUAAGCUUGACAUUAUUUAUCUAAGGCACCCUGUUUAUAGUGAUGCUUAAAACUUUGACUUUAUGACAUAUGAAUGACCUUAAACAUCUAAUUUUAUGUAAACUACAAUAUUAUUAUUAUUAUGAGAAUGGCAAAAUUAUGUUAACAUCUACAGCAAUGACUGGUGUUGGAUGGCUAAUGUUGGCUUUUAUCGGUUGCUUCUGUUUUUUACCAACAAAAUCAAGGUUACAUAUUAAAAAUUGUACCUUUUACAAUAUGCAUUUAUUGUAGUAUAAUACAGUCCAGAUUGGACAAAUCGAAGUAUUGCAGAUUUUGAAACAGAACAGGUCAUUUGUCCAGAUGUCAAAGAAAGCAGUGAAAUAACCCUUUAUACCGCUGCUAAAUUUGGUAACCAACUUCACCAUUUUAUUGGUUCAUGAUUUGGGGAAAAUAGAGAAAAAAAACAAUUUGGAAAGUUUUUGGCUCAAAUGUAAGAAAUGUGAGUCUAGACAAAUAUUGAAUAUCCAAAUUUAUAAUAAUGUGCCACAUGUGUUGUUUGAGAACAGCAGGUGCUCACAAUGUUAAGCU